UCGUUGACCAUUUUGACUCGUUAUUUUAAAACAUGCGUAUUAUCGAGUGCUGACGUGGCGGAUCCUUACAGAACCCCAGAGAAGACAACUUUAGAAGAUCCAAAAAAGUGCUGAAGGAAAGGAGAGGAGAGGACGGUGGAGCUGAAUCGGAUCGCGUCGGAGAGUCGCCGGAGAUAUCAAUCUGUUCAAGUCAGAUCGGCCGUUGUAUUGUAUCCGUUCGUCGUCUAGUGAGAGACGGUGGAUGGGCCAUGGCUGAGCCGGAAACAGUAAACGGAGUGAAGGAGAGCAAAUUAUGGAAAGGUGUAUUCGCCGUCUCCGGCAUUAUGUCCACUCUUGUCAUCUACGGUGUUCUUCAGGAGAAGAUAAUGAGAGUUCCUUAUGGAUUGAACAAAGAGUUCUUUAAGUACUCUCUGUUUCUCGUUUUCUGCAAUCGCCUCACUACUUCAGCUGUCUCUGCUGGUGCUUUACUGGCAAGCAAGAAAGCUUUGGAUCCUGUAGCUCCGGUUUACAAGUAUUGCCUUAUCUCAGUGACUAACAUCUUAACCACAACAUGCCAGUAUGAGGCUCUCAAGUAUGUGAGCUUCCCUGUCCAAACUCUUGCAAAAUGUGCCAAAAUGAUACCAGUCAUGGUAUGGGGAACUCUCAUCAUGCAGAAAAAGUACAAGGGGUUUGACUACUUGGUGGCUUUUUUGGUGACCCUUGGCUGUUCUGUCUUUAUCCUUUUCCCGGCAGGAGAUGAUAUUAGUCCGUACAAUAAGGGAAGGGAAAAUACUGUUUGGGGUGUUUCCCUAAUGGCUGGUUAUCUUGGGUUUGAUGGGUUUACAAGCACAUUCCAAGACAAACUGUUUAAAGGAUAUAAUAUGGAGAUACAUAACCAAAUAUUCUACACAACACUUUGUUCUUGUGUUCUCAGCUUCACUGGACUUGUAUUGCAAGGCCAUUUGCUACUAGCUGUAGAUUUUGUUUCUCGCCAUAGAGAUUGUCUACUCGAUAUCGCUCUGCUUUCCACUGUUGCAACAGCGAGCCAGUUCUUCAUCUCUUACACCAUUAGGACAUUUGGUGCUCUAACGUUCGCUGCUAUCAUGACAACAAGACAGCUUGCAAGCAUCAUGCUCUCAUGCAUUUGGUUCUCUCAUCCGCUUAGCUGGGAGCAAUGUAUUGGAUCGGUCAUUGUUUUCGGGUCUUUAUACGCCAAAAACUUACUGAACAACAACAAAAAAUCACAAACUCAACCGCCGCCACCUCCAGAGCUUCCGCAGUAUGGAAAACCUGAGAGCUCUUCUUAAGAACUUUCACAACCAGUUAGAGGUUUUCUUUUCUUUUUUCCUCUUGAUUUAACCCUGAAAACAAAAACAAGCUGAUAGUGAACUGAAACUAGUAUUCAUAUAGUCAGACUCUCUGUAUUUCUUUUCGUCUCUUAAUUAUUUAAGUUUGUUGGUUCUCUUGUAGUAUGUUAUAUACAUGUGUUUCGAUGAUUCCUAACGGCCAGAGCUUUUUGGCACUUUA
Brassica oleracea var. oleracea is the source of this 1506-nucleotide messenger RNA. Its product is annotated as UDP-galactose/UDP-glucose transporter 5B. The transcript is spliced from 12 exons. The record is from RefSeq and is a predicted model, not a curated record. Gene Ontology annotation, cellular component: Golgi membrane; endoplasmic reticulum membrane. The coding region runs from base 249 to 1286 and encodes 345 amino acids. NCBI's taxonomy places the organism in Eukaryota, Viridiplantae, Streptophyta, Magnoliopsida, Brassicales, Brassicaceae. Gene Ontology annotation, molecular function: 3'-phosphoadenosine 5'-phosphosulfate transmembrane transporter activity. Gene Ontology annotation, biological process: transmembrane transport.